CACCUUCCCCAAGCCCAAACAGCCCCAGAACCGCGUGAACAAUAUUUUGUUGAUGUUUUUAAAGAGGGUUUUGGUUUUGUAUUUAAGGAUAUCAAGAUGUUUAUCGAUUAUAAACCGAGAGAUAAAGUCUAAAACAUCGACUAAAAAAGGACAACGAUGUAAUAAUAUUAUAUCAAGUGACUAGUUGCUACGCAACGGACCCUGCGCGUUACCUUAGCAACAAACAGAGCCGAGGAGAGAGAGAGGAACAGACUCGCCGAGGGUUAAUCACACAUAAUCGAUCAGGCUGAUCAUCUCUCGUUAUUGUGAGAAGUAUCAAUUAUCACCCGGAGAUGUUUGAGGCCUCGGAGUCAAGGAGGCACGACCCGCCGCUUACAAGCGCUGCAAUCGGGCACCGCUAUCAGCCUGAGCCGCCCUGCCCGCCACAGCGACUACGAUCCUCUCUCCCUGCAGUUCUCCCUCCUCGCCUCCAGGGGGCUCCACUGGUCUCCUCCUUCGACGAGGUCGUUAACCGUUUCCACACCACUUCGCGCACUGUGCACGACAGGAAGCGUGUGGGCGGGCCCUUAGCCCAGCCCCGCCUCCCCAGGGCCCUUCCUCAUUGGACGCUGAGCAGCGUUGACGAGCUGGAGGACAGGCUGCGGGGCAGGGGGCUGGGAGGGGGGGUGCGCUGGGUCAGCGAGUUUCGGGACAAAUUCCAGGGAGAGGCCCCCCCUUCUCCUGGGACAGGGGUCACACUGGGAGAGAGUGAACCCAAACUGAACGAUCAUCAGAGAGACGGACCAUCACAGGGAUGAAUUGUAUGGGCCAAUCAAAAGCUUCCAGGCCGACUUCUUCCACCCCACGGACCGCCCACUGGGCGGGGCUUCCGGACCGGGUCCUGCCCCUUUCCACGGGGCCACGCCCACCGGGCAAUGCUUCCCUCGUUUGUCUCCCAGGACUGUCCCAGUGCCCUACAAGGGGCUGAAGAGCCUCUCCCGAGAAUCGUAUUGCUCUCCUGAGCACCCCAGCAAGGGGCAGGACCGUUACUGUCCCGUAGACACCCCCUGGGGCCUGCCACGGCAUGGGGGCGUCCCCGAAAUCAUGGGGAUCCCCAAAAUGUACGAGACAGAGUACAAGGGGUAUGGCUCCAAGUGUCCCAUAGUUGUGUGAAUUAAAAUUAUUAACAGGAUCACUGGCCCCUCCAUUUAAAGGCUCGCUGCCCUUGUUUACAAUCAACUGUCUCGCUAGUCAGGUGAUUAAGAGCUUCGGGU
Polyodon spathula (Mississippi paddlefish) is the source of this 1253-nucleotide messenger RNA. RefSeq lists its product as uncharacterized. The transcript is spliced from 4 exons. The record is from RefSeq and is a predicted model, not a curated record. Bases 333 to 797 code for a protein of 154 amino acids. NCBI's taxonomy places the organism in Eukaryota, Metazoa, Chordata, Actinopteri, Acipenseriformes, Polyodontidae.